Messenger RNA from Acanthamoeba castellanii str. Neff, 297 nucleotides. RefSeq lists its product as uncharacterized. The record is from RefSeq and is a predicted model, not a curated record. The coding region runs from base 1 to 297 and encodes 98 amino acids. Lineage: Eukaryota; Discosea; Longamoebia; Acanthamoebidae. The transcript is spliced from 2 exons.
AUGGCGGAAGAAGCGGCAGCGGGAAGUUUGCCAGCGGACGAUCUUAUGUUUUACUUCAGCGAGACCUGCCCGUUCACUCAGCGGGUUCUGCCCGAAGUCGAAUGCCUCCAGCAGGCCAUGCCGGAGGGCCGUAGCCUGCAGCGACUGGAGAUACGGUCGGACAAGACCAACUACGGGCGGUACCAGGAGGCAGCGCAGGGCAAGUGUAGAGGCGUACCCUUCUUCAUCAACAGCAAGACAGGCAACUUCGUAUGCGGCGCGGCGCCAUGUGCCACCCUCAAGGAGCGAUUGUUGUGA